GUGGGGGUGUCGAGCCGAAACACCGGCUGAUUGGUAACCUGUCACGCAUGUGGAGUGAAAGGAGGGCGGUCAACAAAGGGGCAUUAGGGCAGAGUGUGUUGCACAACAUCAGUCAAAGCUUCCUUUGUGCUGGUUGAAUGACCAGUUGAGCAAACAGGUAACCAGCAGCACCAGCAGCCCAGUGUCACACGGUCGGGAGGAACAACUGAAUGAGCUGUGGGUUGGUGGCGUUUCUCGGGAUUUAGCCGCUGCUAACCCGGGUCUGUCCGGGCCUUUGUGAUUGGCUGCUCCCACAGCGCUGCAGGGAGACUUUCACACACGUGCCGCAUAUUCCUGAUCUCCUCUGUGGAUACGUGCAGCUGUCAGGUGCGCACAAAGCUUCUGUCAACAGGAAUGUCAGCUGCUGAGGCUUUUGUGACCCUUGCCACCACAGACUCUUACUGCAUGGGAGCCGCUGUAGUGGCCAGAAGUCUGCGGCGGCAUGGAACAACUCGCCACAUAGUUGCCAUGAUCACACCAAAUGUCUCUGAGCAGUCAAGACUCGCCCUUGAAGAUGUGUUUGAUGAAGUGAUUGUGGUGGAUGUGAUGGACAGUGAAGAUUACCACCACUUGUCCUUGCUGGGACGUCCUGAGCUCGGUAUCACUUUCACUAAGAUCCACUGCUGGACUCUGACACAGUAUAGCAAAUGCGUCUUUCUGGAUGCCGACACUCUGGUGCUGUGUAACGUGGACGAGCUGUUUGACAGGGACGAGCUGUCAGCCGCUCCUGAUCCCGGCUGGCCCGACUGUUUCAACUCAGGAGUGUUUGUCUUCAGACCGUCCCUGCACACUCACACCAGACUGCUGGAUCACACCAGUCGCCACGGCAGCUUUGAUGGAGGAGACCAAGGACUGUUGAACUCUUUCUUCAGUAGCUGGUCAGUGGAAGACCUCAGUAAACACCUGCCGUUUGUUUACAACCUCAGUGCCAGCUCGGUCUACAGCUACCUUCCUGCUUUCCAACAGUUUGGCCACAAUGCAAAGAUCAUCCACUUCCUUGGAGCAGACAAACCCUGGAACUCGCAGGGAAACAGCAGCUACUCACACAACAUGGAGCAGUUUGUGUCUCUGUGGUGGAAGGAAUACCUUAUUCACACAGUGUCAUCUGCUCCAGUUGUCCAGCCCAAGCAAGAGCAGGAGAAACCACAACAGAUCCAAGAAAGAGAAGCCAAGAUGCCGUUUACAGAAAACUUGGACACCUCGAAUUCACUGCUUGCACAUUUUUCUCCUCCUCCUCCUCCUCCUCCUCCAGAGUACCUUUAUUCACAGUCUGAACCAGCUGUGUGUUCCCACACAGAUGGCACACAGUUGGAGAAGGAGUCGAGAUCGUCUGAGGAGUCAGAAGCUGAGGAUCCACCUUUGGGGGCAGAAGGCUCUGAAAGCAGUGACGUUCCUGCAGACACGGCUGCUGAUCCCACACCUGCAGACACUGAGCCGCUGGAUCACCGCAGGCUGUGGGAGAUGGGACAGGUGGACUACCUCGGCAGAGAUGCCUUUCAAAACAUCCAAAGGAUGCUGGACCGCUUUUUGGAUUAAAAAAUGUCAAACUUCAUCAGCCUUAGUGUUUCCAUGUUCUGUAGUGUGGUUACUAAAAUGCUGGGGUUUGACAGUUUGCAUGCCUUAAUACAUAGAAGGGCACACAAGUAUUUGUAAAAACUGAAGUUACACACAGUAACACGCUUUUUACCUGUUUACAUACUGAUUUAUUUAUUUGAGCAGUCUGAUAGACAUCUACAUCGUUCAUAGAUGGUUUGGUUUUGUUUUUAAAGUACCUUCCCAGUGCUGCUUAUUACUAGAUGGCCCAGUCAGGACAGAGGAGAGCUAGUACCUGUUUUAGUUUCUGUAGUUUUCUUUUCUUUUUGUUUUAUUAACCUGUGCUUUCUUGGUAUUGUGCUGGAUUAGUCUUCAUCAUUCUCGGACAAUGACCACAGGCCAAAACCUGUUGGUCAAGGAUCAAAGCUGUUCUUUAUACUCCAAGUGUUCUUUGGACCCUUGUUUUUCUCCAUGCACCUUGGAAGUAGGUGACGCUGUCGCAGGAACAGCCUUUGUGCUGGAAGUGGCAAAUGCAAAAUUAAUAUUGCAUGUGAGAAUCACAAAAAUAUGAUAUAGAUAGUUUAAUUGGAAACUUUAAAUUGCCCAUAGGUGUGAAUGUGGAAGUGAAUGUGAGUACAAAUGGUUGUCUCCUGUCUAUAUGUU
Molecule: messenger RNA, 2235 nt
Organism: Pundamilia nyererei
Lineage: Eukaryota; Metazoa; Chordata; Actinopteri; Cichliformes; Cichlidae
Gene: gyg2
Product: glycogenin 2
Exons: 9
Coding region: 394-1575 (393 amino acids)
Molecular function (GO): glycosyltransferase activity
Source: RefSeq, a predicted model, not a curated record